GUUCCUAUCGAUAUCCCACGCACGAUAACACACGCCCUCGCCUAUCGCCACCCCUGCCGAAGCGUGCGUCUUCUCAAACGCAGACAGAAUAAAUAACACUCGCCAAAGGCCAGCAUUUAAUUGAUAAACACUGUCUGGGUGUGCAAUACAGCAGGGAAUCGAACCCUUCAAGAUGUCCUCGCGUUCCUCCGAAGAGCGAAACUAUUUACAUCGCAAGUUCGACAGCAGUAGCUACAAGAACAAACGGUCCGCUUCAUCCUCGUCAGCCAGGACAACUUCCUCGGGACACAAGGACCGCAGGUCGGACUUUGAUUACUAUGGCAGCCGUCAGCGCCACCAGCGCUCCCGUUCGCGUUCCGGCUCCCAGUCGCCGGCUCAUCAGUCCCGACGACGCUCCUCCCGCGAUCGCGAUCGCCAGAGGAUGCACAAGGCUCGCGAACAUCCCCAGGCCAGUCGUUGCAUCGGAGUCUUCGGCCUGAACACCAACACCUCGCAGCACAAGGUUCGCGAGCUCUUCAACAAGUACGGACCCAUCGAGCGCAUCCAAAUGGUCAUCGAUGCACAUACACAUCGUUCGCGGGGCUUUUGCUUCAUUUACUUUGAGAAUCUCGAGGACGCCCGUGUGGCCAAGGACGCUUGUUCCGGCAUGGAGGUCGAUGAUCGUCGCAUUCGCGUCGACUACUCUAUAACCCAACGGGCUCAUACUCCUACUCCGGGUGUCUACAUGGGUCGUCCGUCGCGCAACGGAACCUCGGGACGCUCCCGUUCGCCACGAGGAGGAGGACGACGUCGCGAACGCGAGCGUUCCGUUUCGCCCACCGACCGCAAUAGGAGUAACUACCGCAACGAUCGCUACGAACGUAGCUACCGCAGGAGUUCCAGUCGCCAUCGCUACACCCGCAACAAAAGCUACAGCCGCUCACGUUCUCCUCAAACUCGUCGCAUUUCAUCGCGCUAUUAGUGCGCAGUGGAGCUAACGAGGCCCACUUCCUUAACUCGUGCUUCUAAUCGGCCAACUGGAUUGUGUCAAACGGCCUGCGGAGGAGCAUACGACUGAAAUAUUGUGUUUUUGGUGAAACCAUCCCAUCUAUGGCAUUUGGUUGGCGAACAGCUCGCACCUAGACUAAUUUCGAAAUCCAUUAUUCACCCCAAAAACCGCUUCUAAUCAUAAAUAUUCGUUAACCAUUAUUGAUGCUGUACAAAAACGUAGUUUGUAAAUAUCAAAUCCAAUACCAACAUUACAUACAGAGGUCCGCAUAGAUUGUGAUAUGUAUUUUAAAGGAACCGCAGCAAACUGAUAAUGAUAACAAAACUAAACUAAUUUUAACUAUAAAUGUAA
Drosophila takahashii is the source of this 1339-nucleotide messenger RNA. It is a transcript of the gene tra2, whose product is annotated as transformer 2. Gene Ontology annotation, cellular component: spliceosomal complex. Gene Ontology annotation, biological process: positive regulation of mRNA splicing, via spliceosome. NCBI's taxonomy places the organism in Eukaryota, Metazoa, Arthropoda, Insecta, Diptera, Drosophilidae. Gene Ontology annotation, molecular function: RNA binding. The record is from RefSeq and is a predicted model, not a curated record.